AUCUUUUCACAAAAGGAUAUUUAGUUAACUAUUAAAACAAAUAAGUAGGAUUUGAAAUAGUGUAUAACAUAAGUCGAACAAUAAAAUUAGGUUUUGUAAGAAAUUGUGUGGAAUUGUGAUUCUUAAAAUGUUUUAAUUAUUUACGAUAUUUUAGAAGAUGGUUUCAAGAAUACAAGUAUUGAAGUAUGUUGGUUUUGUGGUUGGCCUGGCAGCAAAGUUUGUAACAGGAUCUAUUUUUGUAUUUAACGCAUAUCAAGAUGCAAUCAAGACAAAUUUCAACUACACUCAAACUGAAGUUGAGUUAUUAGCAUCUAUGCUGAACGUAGGUCUUGGAAUUGGAUUUGUUCCUGGUAUAUUUUACGACAGAUUUGGUCCCACGCUGACAUCUGGAGCUGGUCUGAUUGUUUCGGUUCCUGUGUAUCUGCUUAUUUGGAGUACAGUGAAAUAUACUGAGUUUUACAGCAAACGUAUUUGGCUAAUGGCUAUAUAUUUUUUCUUAGCAGGAUUCGGGUCUGUAUUCACCUACAUGGUAGCAUUGAAUACGAACGUAAUCAACUUCAGUUCGAAACACACGGGGAAAAUUGUCGGUUUUUUAAAUGCUUUCUUUGCCGGAAGUCCGUCAGUUUUUGCCACAGUUUACUACAAUCUCUUUACUACUGGAGAUUCGACUAUUGCAGAAAAUCAGGAUUUUGCAGGAUUCAUGUUGUUUUUUGCUAUAUUGUACGGCAUUGUUAAUAUUUUCUGUAUGAUUUUCCUUCGAAUUUACAAAGAUGAUGUAAAAGAUGAAGAUGUUUUCAUAACAUCUUAUAAAGAUAAGAACGGGAUAGUUUUAGAUGAAUUAACAGUAGCUGUUAAUGGAAAUUCUAAACAUCAUGGAGAUAUGGAAGAAACAGAUUCCGACCCCGGCACAAACAGCCAACCAUAUUCAAUGAAACAAUUAAUGUGUAAUUUAAACUAUCAUUUAUUUAUCUGGAUGUUCGCGUGUGCAUCAUGUGUUGGUGUGGUCUAUGCAACAAACCUGACCGUGACGUCAAAAUCGGUACACUUAGACAAGUACAAUGAUAAACUUACAAUAAUUAUUCCCAUCACUAAUGCAAUUGUAAGUGCUAGUAUAGGAAUAGUUUCAGAUAUAUUUAAAGAGAAAGUUCCUAGGUUAGGUAUAGUUAUUAUAGGAUGUGGUGCAUUUAGCAUUUCUCUUGUAAUUGUUUUGUUGUUUGCGGAUAAAUAUCCACUGUUCAUUGUAGCCACGGUAUUUACUGGUAUUGGGGUAGGUAUAAUAUGGAGUUUAUGCCCAACAAUUAUGAAAGAAUUGUUUUCAGUGGAACAUCUUGGAAGAAACUGGGGCACAUGUUUGCUUCUCUCCGCAAUUGUUUCGUUUGGUGCACAAGAAGUAUUUGGCCUUCUGUAUGAUGAGCACGUACCAGAAGACAUGCGGAAUAGCUGUUAUGGAAUGAAUUGUGUUCAGGAAGGGUACGGAGUAUUUGUUGGGGUGUCGGUUGUGGGUUUAAUUUUAGGUGCUAUUAUCUUGAUACGCAAAAGGUGUUGUAAGCGUUUGUCUGCAACAGAUAAAAUGGCUUGAAUGCAGUCUGUAAAGCAUAAACGUUCAGAAAAAAGGAAAGCUAGCUAAUCUUUUUUUACGCUUGUUUGAAAAACGGGUUAAAUUACAGCCCCCCCCCCCCGAUGGGC
This is a messenger RNA of Ruditapes philippinarum (Manila clam), 1686 nucleotides long. RefSeq lists its product as uncharacterized. Gene Ontology annotation, molecular function: transmembrane transporter activity. The coding region runs from base 158 to 1579 and encodes 473 amino acids. Gene Ontology annotation, biological process: transmembrane transport. Gene Ontology annotation, cellular component: membrane. The record is from RefSeq and is a predicted model, not a curated record. The transcript has 3 exons. Lineage: Eukaryota; Metazoa; Mollusca; Bivalvia; Venerida; Veneridae.